Messenger RNA from Mangifera indica (mango), 1155 nucleotides. RefSeq names its product BURP domain-containing protein BNM2A-like. The coding region runs from base 133 to 1035 and encodes 300 amino acids. The transcript is spliced from 2 exons. Lineage: Eukaryota; Viridiplantae; Streptophyta; Magnoliopsida; Sapindales; Anacardiaceae. The record is from RefSeq and is a predicted model, not a curated record.
CAGAAACAAUCUCAUUGUCUUGUGAAAUGAUUUUCCCUUCUUGUUUAUAGUUAUGCAGAUCAGUUUAUGCUUGUGAAAGUUUGUUCUUUUAUCUCAGUUUGCUCUUUCUGAUAGCAUAAAUUUAAAGUGAAGAUGGGAUUACAUUUAGCCUCUUGGAAAGUCCUCCUAGUUCUACUCCUUGUGUGCGCUUGCACAAGUGGUGCCUGGAAGAUGAGUGGAAAAUAUUUGAAAGAGCAAGGUGAUAGUCAUCAACAGAUAGAGGUGCCUGGGAAAUCGGAGCAUCCAAUGGUUGAUCAUCACAAGAUUCACGCUAAGCAAGCCAUUGAGCCGUCAUCCCACAUGGGUCACAUAGACAAUUCUGUCAGACUGUUCUUUAAAAUAACUGAUCUAAAGCUAAGCAAUAUCAUUCCCACAUAUCUUCCUCAGACAGAUCCUUCAAAUUCUCCUCACUUGUUCUCUAGAGAACAAGCUGAUACAAUUCCAUUUUCAUUGAAAGAUCUUCCUUAUCUUCUUGACUUGUUCUCUUACUCAAAUGAUUCACCUCAAGCCAAGGCCAUGGAAGAUGCUCUUAGAAUGUGUGGAACUAAUGAUCACUUGAAUGGAGAGCUCAAAUUUUGUGCAACCUCUUUGGAGUCCAUGCUUGAUUUUGUACGCAGUGUCUUUGGAUUGAAGACGGAUUUUGAAGUUUUAAGCACUACCCACCUCGUAAAAUCAACUGCCAUUUUCCAGAAUUAUACUAUCCUAGAAGACCCUGAAGAAAUAUCUUCUCCCAAGAUGGUGGCAUGCCAUACCAUGCCUUACCCUUAUGCAAUUUUCUACUGCCAUGGCCGAGCUGAUAACAAAUUAUUCAAAGUUUCACUGGGGGGUGAAGAUGGAGAUAGAGUUGAAGCUGUUGCAGUUUGCCACAUGGAUACCUCUCAUUGGAGUCCUGAUCACAUAUCAUUUCGUUUGCUUGGCACUAAGCCAGGGAUUGAUUCCCAUGUCUGUCAUUUCUUCCCAACUGAUAAUCUAGUAUUCGUUCAAAAAUCUACUUAGUAAACCAGUAAUGUUUUGUAAUUGUAGUGACGUUUCAACUUUCAAGUCCUAAAGCUGCUAUUCUUGUGUACUUGGUUUAACGUUAAUCAAUGUUAAUGGAUCCGAAUGUUGUUCAAUAAA